AUGUCUGGUCAAAUUGAUUCUAAUUUUGAGGAUGAUGUUGAUUUUGUGCCAUCAACUACAAAUGAAGUACAAUCUGUUAGCAAUACAGUAGAUGAAACUCAGAAUCAGAGAAAAAGAACUUCUCGUGCAUGGGAUCAUUUCACACGGGAAAAAAUUGAUGGAAAAAUUAAAGCAGUUUGCAAGUAUUGCGAGCGUAAGCUGGUGGGAGAAAGUUCUAGUGGGACUAGGCAUUUAAAUUCUCACGUGAAAACGUGUCCUGUAAGAAAGGCCCAACUUGCCGCCAAUCCUAGUGCAACUGCAAGCCCUUCGGUUUCUUUUAAUUUUGAUCCUGAUUUAGCAAGGACCAAAUUGGCUCAAAUGAUCGUUAAGCACGAAUAUCCCUUGUCUAUGGUUGAGCAUAGCGGGUUUAUAGAAUAUUCAAGCACUUUAUGUCCCAUGUUUCAAAUGGUGUCAAGGAAUACAAUUAGGUCAGACAUUAUGAAAAUGUAUAAAACUGAGAAAGAAAAGUGCAGGCAAAAUUUGGAAAAAAGUAGGAGCAGAAUAGCCAUAACCAGUGACAUGUGGACUGCAAAUCAUCAGAAGAGGGGAUAUAUGGCUGUAACAGCUCAUUUUAUUGAUGAUUCUUGGAACUUACACAGUCAGAUAUUGAGUUUUAAGUAUGUUCCGUGUCCUCACGAUGCUCCAGCACUACUUGAGGCCUUAAGAUCUUGUCUUAAUGAUUGGAAAAUAGAAGACAAGAUCAGUACAGUGACUCUCGAUAACUGUACUGCCAAUGAUUCCAUGAUUGAUCUUUUGAAAGGACAAUUUGAGCCUGACAGUUUUAUUUUGAAGGGAAAGUUGCUACAUGUGCGUUGUUGUGCACAUAUUUUAAAUCUAAUUGUCAAAGAAGGCUUAUCUGUCAUUGGUGAUAUUGUUGACAAAAUUCGAGACAGUGUUGCUUAUUGGUCGGGCACACCAAAAAGACAUGAAAAAUUUGAAGACACUGCUCGUCAACUUGGAGUACCAUACACCAAAAAAAUAUCACUUGAUUGUGUAACGAGGUGGAAUUCAACUUUUCUAAUGCUUAGCACAGCUUUAUCCUACAAGACAGUAUUUGAACGUGCAAGGCUGCGGGAGUUGCGUUUGAGGUGUGCCCCUUCAGAAAUUGAUUGGCAAAAUGCUCAACAAUUGUGUGAUAAAGGUGCCUUUUAUUAA
This is a messenger RNA of Cannabis sativa, 1194 nucleotides long. RefSeq names its product zinc finger BED domain-containing protein RICESLEEPER 2-like. The record is from RefSeq and is a predicted model, not a curated record. Bases 1 to 1194 code for a protein of 397 amino acids. Gene Ontology annotation, molecular function: DNA binding. The transcript has 2 exons. NCBI's taxonomy places the organism in Eukaryota, Viridiplantae, Streptophyta, Magnoliopsida, Rosales, Cannabaceae.